Necator americanus (New World hookworm) is the source of this 375-nucleotide messenger RNA. RefSeq lists its product as uncharacterized. Lineage: Eukaryota; Metazoa; Nematoda; Chromadorea; Rhabditida; Ancylostomatidae. The record is from RefSeq and is a predicted model, not a curated record. The transcript is spliced from 3 exons. The coding region runs from base 1 to 375 and encodes 124 amino acids.
AUGCUGAUACUUCUGACAAUCUCCAAGUCCUCUCUCCUUCCUGAUACUUCUCUUCGUAGCGACUACACUGGUGCGGAUAUUACUCACUUGUCUCGCGUCUAUUCUUAUUUCUCUACCAAACUUUCGGCGUUUGACAAUCCCGAAUCAUGUCACGGAUUUGCCUACGAAGGUUUCGGUCAUAACGACAGUUCAGAAGAUUUUGGUUCAGCUCGUUCUACUAAAAGCAACGGACCUGAUGCGAAGUUCCUUGAAGAUGUUUGCGGGGACACUAGUACCAGUUUAUCCACAGAUCGUGCAGUCGCAGCAGAACUUCUCACCGACUGCGCUACAUCCGCCCUAGUGAUCGCGGUGGCUCAUCCCAAGCGGACUGAUUAA